UCCAAAUCCCAAAAUAAUUGGUUCAAACAAAGCUCGGGUUUCACAGAAAAGAGCUUCGGGGCUUCGUGGUUGUUCACUUUUUCCUCAGCGUAGGUGUGGUGGUAAACCUCUGGUUUCGUCACUGUCGUCAGUAGAGAGUAGAAGCAAUGGUGGCAAAGAAAGGAGCAACUAGGGUUUCAGAAGUUGCGGAGGAUUUGGCACGCGUCUCCUUACAAGCCAUCCUCUUGGCUGAUAGUUUCGCUCAAAAGUUCCGUCCUAUCACGCUUGAACGCCCAAAAGUACUAUUGCCUUUGGUUAAUGUCCCUAUGAUUGAUUACACCUUAGCAUGGCUUGAAUCUGCUGGGGUUGAAGAAGUUUUUGUUUUUUGCUGUGCUCAUUCCAAGCAAGUGAUCGAUUAUUUGGAUAAUUCAAAGUGGUUCGUUCAACCAAACUUUUCAGUCACAACAAUAGAAUCACACAAUUCUGCUAGUGCUGGAGAGGCAUUGCGUUUGAUUUAUGAACGAAAUGUGAUACAUGGAGAUUUUAUCCUCAUUACUGGAGAUACAUUGAGCAACAUGUCACUUACCCAAGCACUUCAAGAACACAAGGAGAGACGGAAAAAAGAUAGUAAUGCUGUGAUGACCAUGGUUAUUCAACAGUCAAAGCCUUCUCCAGUUACUCACCAAUCUCGACUUGGUACUGAUGAGCUGUUAAUGGCAAUUGAUCCUGAUACGAAACAGCUUCUGUACUACGAGGAUAAAGCAGACCAUUCAAAAGGGACUAUAGCUCUUGAUAAAGCAUUGCUUGCUGAUAAUCAUUCUAUUUCUCUUCAUAAUGACAAGCAGGAUUGCUAUAUUGACAUAUGCUCUCCAGAAGUCCUAAGCCUUUUCUCGGACAAUUUUGAUUAUCAACAUCUACGCCGACAUUUUGUCAAGGGAUUGCUUGAUGAUGAUAUUAUGGGCUACAAAAUUUUCACUCAUGAAAUUCACUCAAGUUAUGCGGCUAGGAUCGAUAAUUUUCGAAGCUAUGACACCAUUAGCAAGGACAUAAUCCAGAGAUGGACAUACCCAUUGGUUCCCGAUGUCCAAUUUUUUGGAAAUUCUGCAACUAAGCUUGAAAGACAAGGCAUGUACCGAGCAUCAGAGAUUGGGCAAUCGCGUUCUGCACAAAUUGGUCCUUUUACUGUUGUUGGAAAUGGCACUUCCAUUGGGAACAACACUAGAAUUUCAAAUUCAGUUGUUGGCGAAGGUUGUACUAUUGGAUCAAAUGUUCUAAUAGAGGGUUGUUAUAUAUGGCAUAAUGUAACCAUUGAGGAUGGCUGUAAGCUGAGGCAUGCAAUAGUAUGCGACGGGGUGUUAAUGAAGUCGGGAGCAGUUUUGGAACCUGGUGCUGUUUUGUCUUUCAAGGUAUUAAUUGGACAACAAUUCGUUGUUCCUGCUUACUCGAAGGUAUCUUUACUUCAAGAACCAACCAAGCAAGAUAGUGAUGAGGAGCUGGAAUAUGCUGACAGUAGCAGUGGGAUCGUAGAAAUUCCAUCAAGCAGUAGUAUGUCAGACAAGUUGAAUGGAGAAGUAACCUCCAAAUUAUCAGAGGUUGGCACUGGUGGGGCAGGUUACAUUUGGUCACUUGGUGAAGGAGUUCAUGAAGAGGAAUGGAGACAUUCAGUUGCCCCAAUACCUGCAGAUAAACUUUCUGAGAUUACACAAGCUUUGAAUGAUGACCUGGAAAUAUCAACUCAAGAUGGCAAUCUUCUCCCUCCAUCUGGAGAGUUGAGAACGGACUCUAUCAGUAAUGAUACUGAUGAUUCUGAUGUUGAUACUAGAAAUGACUCUGUCUACUUUGAGAAAGAGGUUGAAUCAACUUUUCUAAGGGCUGUUCAUGAAAAUAUUGAAGAAGCGAAUGUAAUUUUGGAAGUGAGCUCACUGCGGUUGUCAUACAAUCUGACUUCUGCAGACUGUGCUGGGGCAUUAUUUUAUUCAAUGAUUAAGCUAGCAUUAGAUGCGCCUCAUAAUUCGCCUAGUGAGCUGUGUAGAAACGCUGCCAAUGUAAUUACCAAGUAUCAAAGUAUUUUAAAGUAUUACCUUACAGGCCUAGAUGAGGAGAUUGAAGUGAUAAUGAAAUUUGAAGAAAUGUGCUUGGAGUCUGCUAAGGAAUUUUCUCCGUUAUUUGUACAGAUUUUGCAUCUUCUGUAUGACAAAGAUAUUUUACAAGAAGAGGCUAUUCUUAACUGGGCAGCUGAAAAAGAGGGGGCAGAUGAAUCUGAUAAAGUUUUUGUUAGGCAGGCAGAAAAGUUCAUUCAAUGGCUGAAUGAGGCAUCCGAGGAAGAGGGUUGAGGGAAUAAAGAAAUUCAUACGCGGAUCCGAGCUGGUUGAUGGAUGUUUUUUACAAGAAAAUAUUGCAUGUGUUGUGUCAUCAUACUGGUGCUGUAUGUUUUACCAGACUAGAGAUUUUGUCCGUGAUUAGCGAAUGUAAAUGAUUUGUCCCAUCCCCCUUUGGCAGAGAACAGUGAGCAGGCAAACUAUAACUGGUUUUUUUAUUUUUUUUAUUUUUUAUAAAUAUAUAUAUAUAUAUAUAUAUAUUUACUGGGGAUAGAAAAAAAAUUGAUACUUGAAAGUUAAUUCAAGUUAAUUCCUUGUAACUUAUUUGAUGUGGAUCAAAGCAUAUGAGGAAAAAUUUAUAAUUUUAAUCACGAGAAUGCAUUUGAGAUAAUAAGAGAUGUAGUAUUUUCUUUUA
Cornus florida is the source of this 2712-nucleotide messenger RNA. RefSeq lists its product as uncharacterized. Gene Ontology annotation, cellular component: eukaryotic translation initiation factor 2B complex. The coding region runs from base 147 to 2312 and encodes 721 amino acids. Gene Ontology annotation, biological process: biosynthetic process. Lineage: Eukaryota; Viridiplantae; Streptophyta; Magnoliopsida; Cornales; Cornaceae. The record is from RefSeq and is a predicted model, not a curated record. The transcript has 15 exons. Gene Ontology annotation, molecular function: translation initiation factor binding; translation initiation factor activity; guanyl-nucleotide exchange factor activity.